GUGCGCCCCGCCGUAGCCUACCCUUUACUACAACUCUGGACAUAUAAAAGAGGACGCAAGAUGACAGACCGCUGAAUGUACCGGGAAGAUGAUGCACCUGACUUUUCUCUUGCUGGCUACGGUUGCCGGUGAGGCUGUGGCUGACCUUUACGUGACAGAAGCAUCGCUGCCUCCCGAGCUAGCCCUCAGUGUGCCGCCGGUGCCUACCCCCUCUGCACACCAUCAGUCGGAGUACGAGCCGUCCGGGAGUGUGAGAUCUGGCAGGUCCGCAGAAGAUUCACCCGCAACCACCGAGCACGGAGAGUCCCAUCACGGAGGAGGAGGUUAUAAAAUAGUACAGUGGGAAUGGAGUUAUGUUCAGACGCCUUAUAUCAUCGCCAUAUGGCUUCUUAUGGCCAGUUUUGCGAAAAUAUUGUUCCACUUCUCCCAGCGCUUCACCACCGUGGUGCCCGAGAGCUGCAUGUUGAUCCUGAUCGGGCUGGCACUGGGCGGUGUGGCACUGAUCACCAGCAAGGUGCCCCUGUACCAGCUGGACCCCAGCCUCUUCUUCCUCUUCCUGCUGCCCACCAUCGUGGGCGACGCCGGCUACUUCAUGCCCGCGCGCCUCUUCUUCGACAACCUGGGCGCCAUCGUCAUGUACGCGGUGGUGGGCACCUUGUGGAACGCCUUCUGCACCGGCCUGUGUCUGUAUGGCAUGAAGAUGAUGGGCGUCAUUGACCAAAAGGUGGAGGGGGGUCUGAUGGAGUUCCUGCUGUUCGGGGCGCUGAUCUCGGCCGUGGACCCGGUGGCGGUGCUGGCCGUCUUCGAGGAGGUGCACAUCAACGAGACCCUCUUCAUCAUCGUCUUCGGGGAGUCGCUGCUCAACGAUGCGGUCACCGUGGUGCUGUACAAAGUGUACAUUUCAUUUGUGGAGGUGGGCCCUGGCAAUGUUCAAACUGGUGACUAUUUUAAAGGAGUGGCAUCGUUCCUCAUCGUGAGCAUCGGCGGGACGCUGGUGGGUCUGAUCUUUGCUGUCAUCCUGGCCUUUACAACGCGCUUCACCAAGAAGGUGCGGAUCAUCGAGCCUCUCUUCGUCUUCCUGCUCGUCUACCUGGCCUACCUGACCGCAGAGCUCUUCUCCUUAUCUGCCAUCCUGUCGCUGACGUUCUGUGGCAUUGGCUGCAAUAAGUAUGUGGAGGCCAACAUAUCCCAGAAGUCCAGGACCACGGUGAAGUACACCAUGAAGACCCUGGCCAGCAUCGCCGAGACCAUCAUCUUCAUCUUCCUCGGCAUCUCAGCCAUGGACAAGUCCAAGUGGGCCUGGGACACAGGCCUCGUCUCCUGCACACUCAUCUUCAUCUUCGUCUUCAGAGCCAUGGGGGUCGUGGGUCAGACAUGGUUCCUGAACUGGUUCCGACUGGUUCCACUGGACAAGAUCGACCAGGUGGUGAUGUCGUACGGUGGCCUGCGGGGGGCAGUUGCCUUCGCCCUGGUGGUGCUGUUGGACAAGAAGCAGGUCAAAGCCAAGGACUACUUUGUGGCAACCACUAUAGUGGUGGUGUUCUUCACAUUCAUAUUCCAGGGAUUAACUAUAAAGCCGCUGGUGAGAUGGCUGAAAGUUCCUCGUGGUUCCAAGAGGAAGCCGACCAUCAACGAGGAGAUCCAUGAACGAGCAUUCGACCACAUCAUGGCGGCGGUGGAGGACAUCGCUGGCCUGAAUGGCUACCACCACUGGAGAGACAAGUGGGAACAGUUUGACAAAAAUUACCUCAGCAAGCUUCUGAUGCGCAAGUCUGUGUACCGCAAGAGUGAGUUGUGGGAGGCUUAUCAGAAGAUUAACAUCAGGGACGCCAUCAGUGUUAUUGACCAGGGAGGGAACGUGCUGACAUCUGCAAGACUCUCUCUGCCCUCCAUGGCAAGCAGAACAUCUUUCCCUGAAGCAACCACUGUCACCAACUACCUACGUGAGAACGGGAGCGGUGUUUGUCUGGACCUCCAGGUGAUGGAGACUGUUCCCAGUGUCAAAGUGGAGGAGGAGACGGAGACGCACCACGUCCUGGCUGGCAACCUUUACAAGCCCAGACGACGAUACCACCAGUCCCACUACAGCCGCCACUUCAUGGUGAUGGGGGAGCAGGAGCGGCAGGACAGAGAAGUCUUCCAGAGGAACAUGCGCAACCGCCUCGAGUCCUUCAAGUCCACACGCUACAAACGCCACAAGAAGGACCGCAGCCAGAAAAAGCGGAGAGGCUCCGACGUGAAGGAUAGGGACUUGGAGCCUAAUGAUAAACCCAGACGCAACGUCAGUUGGCAGGACAAAGAUCCAGUUGCUGUGCCCAUUGAGCAAGAGGACACCAAAGGUGAGCAGCCUGAGGUUGAGAAGGAGGAAGACAUGGGGAUCACCUUUGUGGCGCGCAAGGCCCCUGACACUCCCCUGAAAGAGCGACCCAAAUCAGUUCCGUCUGGGCUGGAGGGCUGCCAGAGCCCAACGGCUGCCCCUCCGUCCCCCACCUGCGCAGAGAGGAACCUGCCCUGGAAAGGCGGCAUGGGCACCUUACCCGUCUGCGUGUCCAUGGAGGCCACUAAGAUCAUCCCCAUAGACCUACAGCAGGCCUGGAACCAGAGCAUCUCCUCCCUGGAGAGUCUAGCCUCUCCUCCAGUCCCCGCCGAGCCCCAGCACCCACGCGUCAGCGCCCUCUCCAGGCUCGGGGGUCCUCCGGUGCGCCCUCUCUCCGCCGUGAUCCCGUCCACAGCCAUCCUUGGUGCUGCUGGGGAGAGCUCCAGUACGUCUUCUCCUGCUGCUCCCCCCUCCACCACCACCAGCAGCACCACCAGCACCGCCGCCAGAACGGAUUCGGGUGAGUUCCGCUUCCCGGGGGCAGAGGAAGAGGAUGAGAGCGCCCUCUCUCAGCAGCAGCAGGAAAUGCAGCCGCUCAUGUCCUCGUUGUCCUCCUCCUCCUCCUCUGCCGCGCGGGCGGCCCCUCCGCCACCACCUCUACUUGGGCAGGCAGCAGCCGCACGGCGGAGGAACCCCUGCGUGUACCUGAGGAACCUGGUCACGACACCACCAGGCAACGAGCCUUACAGCAGGGGGCCAACGCAGCUGUAGAGGCCAGCACAGCACACUACCGUCCACACCCCAUACACUACCCCAUACCUAGGGGUUCAUUUCUCGAAACCAUAGUUGUUAA
Messenger RNA from Engraulis encrasicolus (European anchovy), 3170 nucleotides. It is a transcript of the gene slc9a5, whose product is annotated as solute carrier family 9 member A5. Gene Ontology annotation, biological process: regulation of intracellular pH; sodium ion import across plasma membrane; potassium ion transmembrane transport. Gene Ontology annotation, cellular component: plasma membrane. The coding region runs from base 89 to 3088 and encodes 999 amino acids. The transcript has 17 exons. Gene Ontology annotation, molecular function: potassium:proton antiporter activity; sodium:proton antiporter activity. The record is from RefSeq and is a predicted model, not a curated record. NCBI's taxonomy places the organism in Eukaryota, Metazoa, Chordata, Actinopteri, Clupeiformes, Engraulidae.